GGCGUGGCUUGAGGCGGCCUAGCCACCGCCUACCCGGGUCUGAACCGCGGUGGCGGCGGCGGAGGACCUCUGGGCUCACUGGCCGCGCUCGCUGCCCAGCAGAAGUCGCAGCUGCAAUCAGCUCCAGGCCGGGGCCAUGGGCGCCCUGCGCCACCCGGGUCAUGAGGACGGAGGCAGAGGUAGCGGGGCAGCCGCUCGAGCCCGGGGACUUUGUGCAGCUGCCAGUGCCCAUCAUCCAGCAGCUGUAUCACUGGGACUGUGGCCUGGCCUGCUCCAGGAUGGUGCUUCGGUACCUGGGCCAGCUAGACGACGGGGAGUUUGAACAUGCCUUGCGGGAGCUGCACCUGACCAGAAGCAUCUGGACCAUCGACCUGGCCUACCUGAUGCGCCACUUUGGUGUGAGACACCGCUUCUGUACCCAGACUCUGGGUGUUGACAAGGGUUACAAGAACCAGUCCUUCUAUAGGAAGCACUUUGACACGGAGGAGACCCGAGUGAACCAGCUGUUUGCACAAGCCAAGGCCUGCAAGGUGCAAGUAGAGAAAUGCACAGUGAGUGUGCAGGACAUCCAAGCACACCUGGCACAGGGCCACGUGGCUAUCGUGCUGGUGAACUCCGGGGUGCUACACUGUGACCUGUGCUCCAGCCCUGUCAAGUACUGCUGCUUCACCCCCAGUGGCCACCGCUGCUUCUGCCGCACCCCCGACUACCAGGGCCACUUCAUCGUUCUGCGCGGCUAUAACAGGGCUACAGGCUGCAUUUUCUAUAACAACCCAGCCUAUGCUGACCGAAUGUGUAGCACCAGCAUCAGUAACUUCGAGGAGGCCAGAACUAGCUAUGGCACAGAUGAGGACAUCCUUUUUGUCUACCUGGACAGCUGACAGCAGGAGCCUGGCAUGCCAGGUCCUCAGACCCUGUGUUCUGUCUCAGCCAGGCCCACUCAGGAUGCCCAUGCCCAGGGAUGCUGGGGCUGGGGUUCAGAAUUGUAGCCUCAGCCUGUUUGGCAACGUUCUUGGGAACUCUGUGACUGCUUUGUCCACCAGUGUCAUCAUGCCAUUCGUCCUAAACACCUUGUAGUUGCUGGAGACAACUCAAGAGCAUCAAAAGGGGGUUAUCUCUCAAGACCCUAAGACUGACUCCAGCUGUGCCCCGUGGAAGACCUCAAGUCUGCCUCCAGCUGUGCCCAAGGCAGGAACCCCGGAAGAAAAGCGUGUUUGGGAAGAGCAAUGCAAAUUCCGGGCUGUGGCUCUGGGCCACUCUGAGCCAUAGUGGAUGGUCUCACUGCUCUGUCCUGCCUCUGAUGGACUCAGGUCUCUGGGACUGCUUACUAGGCCUUGUUAUCAUGCAGCGUAAGCAUACCUCACAGCCACUCUGAGGCUCUCCGACCCCUGGGAUGCCGAUGCCUUCUUAGCCUCUAGGUACCUUCUGUAGAGUGGAAAGCUUUUACGAGUGGGCAGGGCCGAAUGGGUGAGAGGGGAAGAGAAUGUUUUAGGAACAAGAAGUUGACUAGAGACUUCCCCAGAGAGCCCCUGCCUCCACAAGGCCUCCUGAUACCAGCUUGACUUCCUCAGCAAGACCUGCCCUCUAAAUCUGGGAGCCUUCUGAGGCUGGGUGCUAGAGGGCCCGGGCUCCUAAAACAGCAGGCAGCUCCCUACCCACCCUGGUGCGCACACCAGGAGCAUUUGCACAGAAUACCGGGUCUCUUCUGUCUUGAAGAGAGGCAGUGUCAGAGUCACACAACACAGCAGGUAGCAUCCACUAGAGGUAGUUAAUUUGUGUUGUUUUGCUCUUGGUAGCAAGGGUGUUUUAGUGAGACUCCGGUCUCCACUGUGUGGGGAGUCAGACAAGAAUAGAUACAGGUACUUUGAAACCACUAACCCUUCUUUACAUGGGGCACCUCAGCCAGUCCAAAUCCUUUCUUAAUAAGAUGGCUGGUCUGGCCUGGCCUGGCCAGCAGUCUGCAUGCUGAAGCUGCACCAAAGACAAGUGAGUGAGUCACUUCUAAAGACACCAGGGAGCCCACUCCUCAUGGGCUUUCCCUGGUGAAGAAUAAAGGGUACCCCCAACGGCCUCUCACCGUCACUGUCCUCCAGGGGCCUUGGACUUUCAGUACUCAAGGCAUGACGUGGCAGUAGCUGCUUCCCCUCCUACUAGCUGCCCCCUCAUGGUAGUCUGGGGGACAGAGGUGGUCUGUGUUUACAAGGGCAGUCAAGACCAGUUACCCAUAUUAUUGGUCAAUAUUAGACGAAGCCUUGGGCUGAAGGGAGGUGCUGUCGGCUAGGCAGCUGCUCUGGGUUUCAGAGAGUAGUUUUGUUUUCAAUCUGGUCUCAUUUCCAUUGUCUUAAUGCUGAGUGGUCAGGGCCCCCAAGGAACUCUGGAUGUAAGCUCAGAAGUCCCACACAGCAGCUAUGGGUAUGGGUGUCCUCCGAGGAGGCUGUGGUGGAACCGUGAGACUAUAGGCAGAGGGAAAGCCUUCACAGCAAGUGGAUGGGCUGAGGCGUGGCACACACCCACGCGAGUGCUCAUGGGAAAUGGCCUCCACAGAAGGUGGCCAUCUUCAUCCUCUAGGACGUUUAAAAAAUGCUCAGUCCCUGGACCCAAAUAAUGGCUUCUCAGGGCAAGUCACAGGUCAUCAGGUCCACGUGUCUGUAAAAAUAACAAGAAAGCUGCUGUCUUUGAGAUCCACCUGCCUGAGGCAGGGCACGGGGCACACUGUUAUACUGCACCAGCCAUGAAUUGGGCUAGAGGAAGCCUUGUCAUCAGAUACUUACCAUAGCAUGUGCUUCUCAGACUCUUCAGCUUCCGUGCAUCCCAGCAUAGGCUCUGAGGCCACAUGGGAACUCUAGAUGGUUCUGAUCACUCUAGCCGCAGGAGGAUGAAAGGGAUCUUUUGCAUAGCAGAGGAUUUUAUACAUAAAUAUAUUUUGUUUGUAAUGAGCCAUUCUCAAUAAAUAUUCUCACCAUACA
Molecule: messenger RNA, 2966 nt
Organism: Grammomys surdaster
Lineage: Eukaryota; Metazoa; Chordata; Mammalia; Rodentia; Muridae
Product: protein GUCD1
Exons: 6
Coding region: 162-881 (239 amino acids)
Source: RefSeq, a predicted model, not a curated record